AUCGUGCUGGCCAUUGGUGCUCUGCACCCCCACUUUAUCUCGCAGGACACAAUGCCCUUCCUUACCAGCCUCCUCAACUCGUCGCAGUCGGUGUACUCCCCCUACAUGCUAGCGGACAGCCCGGCAUCUAAACUUACCAGCUUGUGGUCGCUCACCACGGGGCUGCACCCGGCCGACCACGGUAUCGUUGGCGACGCCUUCUACGACCCGGACUUCAAGGACACGUUCGUGCAGUACUCCAAGGACCCGAAAUGGUGGAAGGGCGAGCCGAUCUGGAGGGACGCCGAUAAGUACGGCAUGGAGGUCGUCACGUUCAACUGGCCCGGCGCCGACGUCGUUGGCGGCCCCUACCUGCCUCCGGACCACUACCAGUCGUUUCACGAGCGGGCUGAACUCAAGGAGCAGCUUGAGCAGCUUGCAAGGUUCUUGUCGCCUGCCACCGAGACAGAGCACAAGCCCGACUUGGUGCUUUCGUACGUGUCGACGUUGGAUAAAGUUGUCUCGGCUAAUGGGCUUUCCGGUAAGGAGUUGACCAGCGAGCUUUCCAAUGUCGAUUCGUUCGUGAAGAAGGUGUACGGAAUACUCAAGGAUAAGGGCAUGUUCGAGACCACCAACGUGAUGAUUGUCUCUGAGGGAGGAUAUGCUCCAACAUCGUCUGAAAGGACGCUUCACUUGGACGAUUUGGUCGACGUGACGAAAUUAGAACACGUCCAGGGCUUCCCCAUCGUGGGUGUGAACCCAAUCAUCGAGUACUCUGUAAGCGAGAUGGUGGACGAGAUGAGGGCCAAGCUUGCGACACAUGCGCUGCACAAACACUUCCAGGUGUACGCCAAGGAUGAGGUAGACGUCACGCUCUUUGGCGGACAUUCCGACAGGAUCAGCCCAAUCCUGCUCGUUCCGGACGCUGGGUACCUCGUUGCCACAGAGAACAAGGUCAACGCCCUGGAGGGUGACUACAGCUACGUAAGUGGCUACCGGGGUGACGAGGUGCUCUCCCGGGGGGUGUUCAUCGGUAGCGGGCCGACGUUUGUGCGGACCUUUGGCGAGCGGGACACUGUGUUGCGGCCGUUCGACAUCACCGACGUGUAUAGCAUCGUC
This is a messenger RNA of Pichia membranifaciens NRRL Y-2026, 1098 nucleotides long. RefSeq lists its product as hypothetical. The record is from RefSeq and is a predicted model, not a curated record. The transcript has a single exon. Gene Ontology annotation, molecular function: nucleoside triphosphate diphosphatase activity; ribonucleoside triphosphate phosphatase activity. Lineage: Eukaryota; Fungi; Ascomycota; Pichiomycetes; Pichiales; Pichiaceae. The annotation marks the transcript as partial. Gene Ontology annotation, biological process: nucleoside triphosphate metabolic process.